AUGGCGAAAGGAGACCUUCUUCUGUUCGUGCACGCGGAUACGAUUGUGCCCCCGGCCUUCGACGUGACCCUCCGCAAGGCGUUCCGGGACCCUAAGAUACUCAUGUCCACGUUCCUGUUCGGGAUCAACCGGGCUCUGCUCCGCGGGAAGGAGCCGUUCGGGAUGGCAGUCAUGGAGAGGGUAACCAACUACAGGACCCGCGUCAUUCACCUUCCGUACGGCGACCAGGCUUUCUGCUUCACAGCGCACAAAUUCGCCGAGAUGGGAGGGUUCCCGGACAUCGUGAUGAUGGAGGACUUCGAGGUGGUGAGGCGUCUGCGAAAGGAAGAGCUUGCCGGCGGAGGGCACAUCCACGUCCUGGACGAGGCGGCGCUGUGCAACCCCCGGAGAUGGGAGAAACAAGGGGUCUUUCGAAGUUCUCUCCAAAACAUUUGCUUCGCGCUCUUGUACGUCGUGGGCAACCUUAGCGCAGACCAGAUCUUCCGGCUGUACUAUGGCAGGCCGCCGCCACCCCCACCACCAUCCUCGGAGUCGAAAUAAUAGCCUAGGCAGCCUGAUUGGCACCGACAACAAUCACCCAGCGCCACAACUUUACCAGGGCCUCUCCUGCCACAUCGUGUUAUUCCAGCAGUAUGUGUUGUGAGAAUGCUGUAUCCUGCGCAGCGGAUUUCCGACGGAUUCAUUUCGAUUGGUCGGGUUCACGUUGAUUGUUGUGUUCUCGUUUGUUUCGGCGGGGAGAGUUUGCCGUGAGUGUUGGGUGUGUAGGGUGUUUGCGUAUCGUCAUGUUUUUAUUAUUUAGUUUAUGAAUUUAGUAUUAUAUUUGUCGGAACUGCCGGCGCGUGACUAUUGUCCGUUUUUUUGUUCGGAUGAUCGGUCAUUGGCCGGAUGUCGCGUAUUUCUGUGUUGUCGAGUAUUAUUGCUGUGUGAUGCAGCUCGAAGUGUAGAGGGAAGCGUAGUUUGUCGUGGGCUUUCCGCCAUUUGAGGAAAGCGCGAGGCUUCCAAAUAGUUUGGACGUUUUGUGUGAUUGGCGUCGUGUUUGUGUGCGUGUACAGUAGAUCGUCCCGUUCACGUU
Messenger RNA from Ectocarpus siliculosus, 1072 nucleotides. The record is from the annotation of a GenBank genome assembly. Lineage: Eukaryota; Phaeophyceae; Ectocarpales; Ectocarpaceae.